Messenger RNA from Haliotis rufescens (red abalone), 5590 nucleotides. RefSeq names its product coronin-2B-like. The transcript has 19 exons. Gene Ontology annotation, biological process: actin filament organization. The coding region runs from base 346 to 2445 and encodes 699 amino acids. NCBI's taxonomy places the organism in Eukaryota, Metazoa, Mollusca, Gastropoda, Lepetellida, Haliotidae. The record is from RefSeq and is a predicted model, not a curated record. Gene Ontology annotation, molecular function: actin filament binding.
CACAAGUUGAUAUAGAGUACACUGCUGGAGCGUGGUAAUGUCCUGCUGAGAGUUACAUUCAUACAUCACCUGAAUGUGUAAUACACGCUCGUAUAUUUCAUGCGAGAUAAAACCUAUAUCACACUGACCUGGAUCUAGCUGUAACUCAUAGCAGUGGAGGCUUAUAACUCAAGAACACAGAAUAAAGCCAGUCCAAGUUGGAAGUGGGCAUCAAUGUGACACCAAGGCUGGGGAUUAGUUAAGGCUCCACACAGCUUUCACGAUGCCGCUGUCAGACUAGGCAGUAUAUAGUAGUCCCAACGAAACAAACUCUUAAUUACCUCCCUUGUUAGCGAUCGGACAAAUAUGGAGGCUUUCAGAAUGCGGUCCUCCAAGUUCCGCCAUGUUUUCGGCAAACCAUUUCGUAAGGAGAUGUGUUUUGAAAAUAUUCGCAUCACAAAGAACGCUCACGAUGGUUGCUUCUGUGCCGUCAACACGAAGAACAUUGCUGUCGUCACGGAGAAUGCAGGGGGCGGAGCCUUCGUCGUACUUCCUGUCAAUCAGGGAGGUCGAGUGGACAUGAACAUCCCCAAGGUCAGCGGCCACUCUGGCGCCAUCUUGGACAUAAAGUGGAACCCCUUCGACAACCAAGUCAUCGCCUCGGGGUCAGACGACUCCACAGUGAAGAUCUGGCAAAUACCCAACGAAGGUCUCUUCUCCAACCUGAGCGAUUGGCAGGUGGAUCUGCACGGACAUCAGCGACGGGUCGCUUACAUCGAGUGGCAUCCCACCGCCUCCAACAUACUGCUGUCUGCAGGCUACGACUUUAAGUGUUUCAUCUGGAAUGUGGAGCAGGCGGAGCCUGUGAAUGUGAUUGGUUGUCACACAGACACCAUCUUCUCCAUCGCUUGGAGCAGGGAGGGAUCCAUGUUCGCCACAACCUCCAAAGACAAGAAACUGCGUGUCAUAGACCCAAGGUCAACCAAUGUCAUCGCGGAGACGACGGGUCACGUAGGCAACAAGGCAUCCAAGGUGGCGUUCCUGGAGGACUCCAUGAGGCUUCUCACCACCGGCUUCUCCCGCCAGUGUGACCGGCAACUAGCAGUCUGGGACAUUAGGAACAUGACAACUGCACAGAGAAUAGAUGGCAUCGACUGUUCCAAUGGAGUUAUACAGCCUUACUACGACCCAGACGUGCGGGUGGUGUUUUUAGCAGGGAAGGGGGAUGGCAAUAUCAGGUACUUUGAGAUCACAGACGACUCGUCGUACUUUCAUUACUUGAGCGAAUACAUGUCCUCGUCACCGCAGAAAGGAAUUGGUCGGAUGCCCAAGGUGGGGUGUGACGUCACAAAGUGUGAGAUACAGAGGUUCUACAAGAUCCACGCUGCCAAGAACUUGCUGGAACCCGUGUCCAUGAUUGUUCCCAGAAAGUCAGAGCAGUUCCAGGAAGACAUCUUCCCCCCGACUGCCAGCACCAUUCCCUCGCUGUCCGCAGACGAGUGGGUCAGCGGUCAGAACAGAGAGCCGAUACUGGUGUCCCUCCAGGACGGCACAGUUACAAAUACACCCAAAGUGUCGACGUCUAGGCCCGUACAACGACAGGACGGCGCCAUGCAGGCCAACCCGGUGAUAACAACCUACACAGCCGUCACACGCCCAGGAAGCAAUCGACCAAUCAAACGUGCCAACACAAUUGCCUCCUCGACAGUCCCGAAUAAUGUUCCUGCAGCGGAACCUGCCUCUCUUAAAAACAUCAAGCGCCUGAGCAUAAAUGAGGACAUAGUAACAAUAGAGGAAACUUCUCAUACUCUAAGUCAGAAACGAGCGAUGUUUGAACAAACGACGAAUAAUAACAACAAUAAAAACACACCCCAAACCGGCCCUGCCGAUCAGAACUCGCAGUACCAGAAGAAGGUGUGGUCACCGGUGUCACCAUCGUCGCCAGCAACUACGACGACGGCCAACGGCUUGCCAGGCACAGACUCAGAGCAAGGGUUAUCUCCCUUCAAGCCACACAGUGAUGUGAGCAGAUUAGAGUUACUUCCCAUGCCGGGGAAUGAGAGUGUAGAAUCAGAUGCCGUCGAAUGGAGGACAAAUGAAGCGUAUCAGCGAAGAAAACGCCCCCUUUCGUCCAAUUCCACUCCACCAAAAUCCACGUCCUCGUACAACAGUCUUGCUAAGCUAGUCAUUGGGGACCCAUCCCCACAAUCACAGAGCAACAAAAUCCACGUGAGAAAAGUGUGGCACAUGCAGCCAACCACCACCUCCCCUUGCCCACCGACUGACCAUAACGGCCAUAACUUUCAGAAUGACAUAGAGCUGAAGAAGGCUUAUUUCCGCCAACAAGAGGAGCUGAACAGUCUGAAAGAGCAGCUCCGGCUCAAGGACAAGCGCAUCUCACAGCUCGAGGACGAGGUGCAACGACUCCGCGGCAAAGAUGGAGAUCAGGGCGAGAGUAACUGUUGAUUCAUGGGAGAUGUGUCCGAAUUCCACAAACAUAUUAUUUCCAUGGAAAUGAAAAGAUAAUGUAGGAACUGUAUUGGUCAGUAUGAAGUGAGAGAUUUCGGAGGGGUUUAUUGGCCCUUUGACACAAACAUAAAAUCAUGUAUCGGGUAAAUUUACUUCCUGUGUUAGAUAUAUUCUGAUGAUGCUGACAAAUCUCCACCCAGUUGUUGAAUGUCUACUGCCACAGGGACUCCACCAUGCCUUGCACAUGUUGGGCAGGUUCAUCAACAUGAAAAGGGUGUGGCAUGAAUUAUUCGCUAAACCAUACUCUCAUCCACCAUUUGUUGGAUAACAAACUUUCAACUCCUGUUAACACAAACACCAAGAGACCGUUAUAACCUCUUUAUGUUAUAACCCUCUUUUGUUAUAUCCUACUUUUCAUUAUGUCUUUUAUAUAUCCUAGUUUGUUGCAUUCAGAGCUCAUUGAUUUUUUUCUGGGGCUGGGACGAUACACCAACAGUGGAUCCGAUACGUAUCAUGAUACCUAGCUUAGGAGCCAAUACGUAUCACAAUACUUGCAUGUGCUCUUAUCUGUGGUGCGAAAGCCAUCUGUUUCAUAAUCAGGAUGGGCAAAUACCUGGCACUUGGCGAUUUUUUUUGGAUUUUUUGUUUAUUUGAUUUUUUAUUGUUUUAUUAUUAGGCACCUGGCAAUCUACAGAUAGUAGUGUCAAGUAUGGUGCAAUGGAUGGAAAUAUGUACGUUUUCGCUACUAAUUUUCACUACUGAUUUGUGUUUGCUGUAACAGUUAUAAAAGCAAACAUUUAAGGUGAGAAUCAAUAUUUUUUAACUUAGUGUGCGACUGUGAUUGAUAUUUGUAGCGAGAAGUAAACAAUUGAGGCAUUGGUGUAUCGUCCCACUACUAGACUUUUCAUCCCUAUAUCAUGAGGUUUGAAUCUUGAAAAGUUACUGAGACUUGACAUCAGCUAUAGAGACCAGGGCCCAUUUGCACAAAGCGAUCUUAGCUCUAAGAUGAUCGUAACUCCCAUGCUUUAACAUAGGCUUACAAUAGUCCUAGCACUAAGAUCGCUUUGUGCAAGUGGGCCCAGAUCAGCUUCAGAAUACCGACACUGUAGGAGUGUGAUCACAUUACAAAGCAGUUCAUGCAUGUGUUUUGGACGCUGUAGAAUCAGAAAAAUUCAUUUUUGAAGCAGAUUGUACCGGACGUUUUUCAUUUAUGUUACAUGACAUGCUUGGAAGUAUUUUGCAAAAUACACCUUGGCAGUGAGGUUAUCAACAGAUACACUUGUCCAAUAGCCAAAUGCUAGGAGAUGUAAUAAUUGAAAAAUAUGUAUUGAAAGUCACCUCAUUUGGAUAAAAUUAUGUUUUUAGCUUUAGGGUAAAUAUAUGCUGUUUUGUAGUUUUCAAGCAAGUUUUCUGUGGGAGAAAGGAUUGUUUUGUAGCAUUUAUGCUGUUAGCUACUUGAAAACUGUGCCUGUUAAACCAUAGCUAUCUUGACAUUGAUGGAAGUCAUAUGGGUCAAGGUCAAGGUCAAAGUUAUGUGGUGUGAAUGUCAAGGUUAUGUGGUGUGAAGGACAAAGUCAUGUGGUGUGAAGGACAAAGUCAUGUGGUUUUACGGUUAUGUGUGUAGGUCAAGGCCAUGUGAUGUGAAGGUCAAUGUUAUAUGGUGUGAAGGUCAAGGUCAUGUGAUGUGAGAUGGUCAGUGAUUCACUGGUUGAUGUAAUGAUUUAACCGUAUUAUGGGCUUGGAUGUAAGUGUUUCUCUGGGAUUAAACUUCUUGUUACAAACAAGUAUCAACAUUGUGUCAUGUGAACAUCUUCAGGCACCUUGACAUAAUACAACAUAGAGAGCUGGUUGGCUCAAUAAGGGUGAAAAAAUACAUGGUUGAUAUGGAAAAUGUUUGAAAGUGGUUGAUACAGGAGUAAUUUUUUCAACUUAUUUUGAUCUUCAUAGCCCUAUUGUUUAUAUAGCGUGCUGCUGUAUUAGAAACAGACAUGGAGGAUACAGGUAUCCGGUAUUCUGUAAGUUUAUCGUCAUGGAAACAGGCUUGAUCAGGUAAUGGUGACUACAAGAAACGUUGGUUCCUGUCCUAGAUGCGUUCUUUCUGGUGCUUUUAGUUGUUUAGAGACGAGGUGACAUAUUUGCCAUUACUAUCAGGGAUGUACCAUAGACGGCCAUGUUCCGUUCAAGUUGACAGUUUAACAAGCUGAAGUAGUUCUCAACAUACCUCAGUUGGGUCAGGGAGAUUCUAACCAUUGUCUGGAAUAUACUGAUGGGCAAUAGUGAAGUGAACAAGCUGAUUGUGAGUGCUCAGUGACAAGCAUUAACAACAUUAAAAAUGUCUGGUGUAGCACUUGCCGCCAAAUUUCAAUCCACCAGGGUAUGUGUAUGAUGUAGGGUAGCAUAGUGGUUAAAGUGUUUGGCAGCCUGGGUUCGAUUCCACCAGGGUAUAUAUGUGGUGCCAAUUGUGGUUGCCCUCUGUCACGACUUGAAUUUCCAAAUGAUGGCUAAAAACAUGAAUCCAUAAUCUUUAUGUCUGUUUCAUUAUUGUUUUCCAUCAGUAUAGCCCUGGGUAAUCCGUCUUGAGUCUCUUCUCCAUUCCCAAAUUUGUGAAUAUUUCAAUAUUUCUGUUAAUCCUUUACAUUCAUUAAAUUGAUGGCAUUGAUUAAAGGUCGACUUGAAGUUUCACAAACAUCAGCUCCCUUGAAAUUCUUUGAGGGCAUGAUUUUCUCUGUAGUCUGAGGAAUCACAAUUCUUUCUGCAGAGUUGCGUCCCUUAGGUGUACCAGAAACCAAAAAUUCUUACAAAUCCUCUACCUCCAUUACAUCACUUUUCUCCCACAUCAAGCCGACACGUCAUGUAACUGAAAUACUGUUCAACAAAACUCUCUGCAAGGGUUGUUCUAGCACAUAUAACUCUGCUAUUACUGUUUAACUGCUGACUAGUCAUGUCUUUUUGACAAAUAUCAUCUUGACAAACCUGAACGUUUUAGUUGUAAAGUAUUCAGCAUGACAUUUUCCUCUACAAUCUCAUUAAAUUCAGAUCUUAGUUCUGGCUAUUGCUAAACAAAGAUCUGAGGACAUCCCAUUACGGGUCACGUCAGACCGACCUUGCACGAAUUUUGACAUUAGCCAAUCAGAACGCAGCU